GAAAGAUAAAAAAGAUUCGUAUAUUAUUCUUUAUUCUGUUUGCGGAAUUUGUAAUGCUGAAUUAACUGAGUGUAUAUCCUAGCAACAAGAUCAUGUUGCCAAGCAUUUGGAUUGAGUUAGGCAGCUGCCCUUUAAAUUGGAGAUAGCUGGCGAGUUCUUGAAUUUUCAUCUGAUUGAGUUCUGUGUUAGUUAAGCAAAAACCCAUCCUUUUUUUUGCUUUUUUCCUUCCUUUUUAAACAAAAUAGAUUCUGAAUUUUGUGAAUGUUCACCACGGGUUAAGCAGCCAAUGGAAUGGGUGUUUAGUGUGAGAAUCUCUGAUGUCAGCGUCAAUGAUUGAAGUUUAUUGUUUGAGAAAGAUAGUGUGGUGGUUUUGUCUACUUGAAUUGCAUGUAGAAUGACACUCUCUUCUUCGUUGUUCACCAAAAGAUCCAUCAUUGUUUAUUUCUUAAUCUACUUGGAUUAGCUACUUUAUUUGCUUGUUUUAUGAAUUCACAGAAUUUAUCAUGUAUUGAUAGUUUAUAAGAGCUAAUAAAAUGGAAGAGAAAAUAAGCACUGGCUGUGAUAACCACAAGGAUACCAUUUCUCAGCCCCUCUCACUUACGCAAUAAGCAUAAUGGAGCAAAAUGGUGAUUCAUUAGCAGUAUAAAGCAGCCUAGCUUAACAUCUUCUCUAUUAGUGGUUUGCAGGAUAAGAAAAAUUUCCCUGUGGUGGGUUGUCCCUGAUAGGAAUGAGCAAAGUGCGUUGAAAUCACGCCUGAGAUUGCCUGGAGUAAACUUGAAAAAUGAGAAAGAAUAAUUUUCUACAAGACGAGGAUAAUCACUUGGAGAUGACUCGGGCUAGAUUCUCAAAUGUGCUUAAAAGGCAUGGAGAAUUAGCAGAACGCCUGUCUAGGGACUCUGAUAAGAUGAUAUUUGAGCGUUUGCAGAGAGAAUUUGAAGCUGCUAUUGCUUCUCAAACUCAAGAAAUUUCUUUAGAUGGUGAGCAGUGGAAUGAUGGAUUAUUGGCUACAAUAAGGGAGCGGGUUCAUAUGGAGGCUGAAAGAAAGGCAAUGCAAUUGCCAGGGGAUACAAGCAUGUUGCAUGGUCUUCCUUUUCAUGAUAAAAUCACUUACAAAGUUGCAAACAAGAUUAUCUGUUGUUUGGAAGGAGCAAGGAUCGGCAUACAGUAUGAGACAACAUUUGCAGGAGAACCCUGUGAAUUGUUCCACUGUGUGCUUGAAAGCAAGUCAUUUCUUGAAAAGAUGACUGUCCUUGAGCAUACAGUACCUUUUUUCCUACCAAUACGUGAAGCUGAAAAUGAGUUUCUCUCUUCAAAUGCGAUGAAAUUCAUAGAUCAUGUAGGAGAUCUAUUGCAGGCCUAUGUUGAUAGGCGUGAACAGGUUCGCCUUAUCAAGGAAUUAUACGGAAAUCAAAUCAAAGAACUUUACCAUAGUCUUCCGUACCACAUGGUUGAAUUUUUGCUUGACGAUUAUGAUUGUAAGGUGACGGUAAGUCUUAGAUAUGCAGAUCUUGUCUCUAUACUUCCAACUGGAGUCAGUGUCCUGGCAUGGCCAAUGCACAGGAAUUUCAUGAACAAGAAGGGAGGCGGACCAUUAGGGAGUAAAACCAUUCCAGAAAGGCUGUCUUAUGCAGAGGAUGCUUUACGAACCAUGAGUUUACCUGAAGCUUACGCAGAGAUUGUUUUGAACCUCCCUCAUACUCUGCAGGAGAUAUAUCCGCACAAUGCUUCUUCAUAAUCUCUCAACUUCAUCACUGUAGAGAACGCUGAGAAAUGGAGAGAUGGUUUAUGCAGAGACAUUGAUUUGCCAGUCACAGUGCUGCUUGUUCCUGAACGGAGUAUGCAUAGGUGAAUUUUGAUUGUUGCAAGAGGUUGAGUUCUAUCAUUUCUCUUGGUUGUAAUGCUAUAAGCAUCCAGUCUCUAUCCUCCACAUGAAUGAUGAUUUUUUUGGGUUGCUGAUGUUACCGUGCAUAUCCCAUUGAGGAGAAGCUAGUAGGAUAGUAACGGGACCAUAUAUAUAUAUAUAUAUAUAUAUAUUGUGCUUCUGCUUUUA
Molecule: messenger RNA, 2050 nt
Organism: Coffea arabica (coffee)
Lineage: Eukaryota; Viridiplantae; Streptophyta; Magnoliopsida; Gentianales; Rubiaceae
Source: RefSeq, a predicted model, not a curated record